GCUGCACUGCAGCGAUGGCCUCCCCCGACCUGCUCUUCAAUCUGCGGAACCUCUUCUACCUGGGCGCCUACCAGGCAGCCAUUAACAACAUCGACAUCCCAGGCCUCGACGCCGACGCCGCCGCUGAGCGCGAUGCCAUCGUCUUCUGCUCCUACAUCGCCCUCGGCUCCUACCAGGUGCGAACACAUCGGGCGUCAGGCGCAUCACCGCUAGCUCGCCGCACCGCUACCUCGCUGCAGGCUGUGAAGCUGCUCGCUCUGUACCUCACUGGAGACAAGAUAAUGUAG
Molecule: messenger RNA, 287 nt
Organism: Zea mays
Lineage: Eukaryota; Viridiplantae; Streptophyta; Magnoliopsida; Poales; Poaceae
Product: coatomer subunit epsilon-1
Exons: 3
Coding region: 15-287 (90 amino acids)
Biological process (GO): intra-Golgi vesicle-mediated transport; endoplasmic reticulum to Golgi vesicle-mediated transport; retrograde vesicle-mediated transport, Golgi to endoplasmic reticulum
Cellular component (GO): COPI vesicle coat
Molecular function (GO): protein binding; structural molecule activity
Source: RefSeq, a predicted model, not a curated record